CGUACAGUGACUGCCUUCACUGUAAUGCAUCAAAUCUCUCAUUGUUGGUUGUCUUGGACCCGCUAUUUGCUUGCUUGCUUACCGUAUGAUUGCACGAUUCGAUUGGCACCGUUCUCGCCAACACGAAUGAGCAGUCCCGGUUCAGCCUUUGCAAUGCUUCGCGCUUCUCCUCUCGAUCAUCACACAAUUCCAAGACGAACUCCAAGGCGACAACACCAGAGCAAUCCGCGGGAGUUGAGCACACAAACCUAUACUAGUAAAGCAAAGACCUCCAUUGCCUCUCUGUUCGAAAGAUCUGCACUCUGAAAGGAGAAGAGAUCGCUAGCAAGUGAGCACGACCAUGCCUGCCUUGAAGGAACAACAGGCAGCAUUACAUCGACAGGAGGUUCUCUCGCAAAAAUCUCAGUGGCUGGGUGGCGUGGACUUUCGAAGCGUUCAUUUGGAGGAGGAGAGCCAUCCAAGCAGCUCCAAUACACAACAACACCAGCAGCAACAACAACAACAACCCAAGGGGAUCUACGCUGUCUACAAACAAGCAACGCUGGCGUUCCGAGAUGGCUUGGUGAAGUUGUUGCCAAAAAAGUUUCGCUUGUCGUCGGUGGAUGACUACAAGAAAGCAUCUGAUUGGGUUCUUGAGAAAACUGCAGCUGUGGCCGACUACUACGAGGCGAGUGCCACACGCGGCAAUAACAGCAGGAACCGAAAAUCAGCUCCCAAAGUGAUUCUCAUCGAUGAAGCCAUCUUCCGCCAUUUGGACGUCACAAUUCGUCACAGACAGCAACAAAUGACGAAACAUGGCGACAAUGACAAGGGCCAUCAAUACAUUUUGUAUGUACUCUCCUACUGCCGAGAAGUCCUGGAAUACAGUCAUCGAAUCGCCCACCUUGUCCUUCAAAGCUCCCAAAAGAGCACCAGUCGGGCUCUUUGUCACAAGACUGUCCCAUCUUCUACUUCCGAGGAUGCCUGGGAAAUCGGAUCCAAAGAGGAAGAAGACAAGGAGCCUUUUUCUUUCAUGCCGCCGCCACCCAAUCCGCCGCCACCUUGCCCAAUGGACUCUGCAGGCAAUUCGGAAGAUUUGAUUCAAGCCGAUGAUCGCUUCCAAUGCAUUGCGUUUCUCGAAACAAUGGACCGUCUCAUGGGGAUUGUCCGGGAGCGCUUUGACCGCGUCAAAGCCAUUUGCAUUCUGGAUGGCAUAGAGGACGCCAAUGACAAAAAGCUUUUGCAUACGUUGAUGGAAGCUUCCAUUGCCAGCAACACUGCUACAGAAUGUAUUCAGUCCACAUGGGCUGAGCUCACCCUGGAACAACCGCACAUUCGAAACUUUUACGACGUGCUGGCCAUUGUCUUUAUUUGCCCCUUGCUGUCGGCUGCGUCCAUGCAAGAAAAACACGACAUUCUCUCUCACGACAGCCCUCGCUAUCCUCAUGCGCUGACGCAUUUUGUGGGCGAUGUCAUUGAGGCUUGCUUUACUUGUGAUGGCUUGGAUACGACGCGAGCACUGCGAUCCUUUGCCGAGAGAGUGUCAAUGCCAGACGGAGGAUGGGAGAAAGAUUUCUUUCUCGAAGAGGCCGCAGCAUUGGCUCGAGACAUUUCGGAUCUCAUCAUGGAGCCGUCUUCUCACAAGAUUCGCUCCACGUUUCUUCGUGGCUACAAGUACAUCGGGCGUCAACACUGCAUUUUGAAUACCCAAAAAGUCCUCCAGGCUUCUUUGGCUUUUCUCAAGCACAAGGGCGAUGAUGGGCCAAAGGCGCUUGCCAAAGCAGGAUGUCAUACCUUUGAGCGCUCGUGGCACGAAGAUCAACGGCCCGCCCGAGGCACACAGUGCCUGGAUCGUCUCUUGGUCAGCGAGAUACUGCCAGAGUUGGUGGCGGCGUGUCAGGUGGAAGACCGCUACAGGCUCCCCGUUCAAAACAACUCGGGAGUCUACAGACUGAUCCCGCUCCUUCAUUCCUUGGAUCGUCUCUUGAAAGGUCGUCUUGGGAGCGCUGUUCCAAUCCACGUUGCCUUUGGAUUUCAUGCCAUGCUGACUUCGAUUCUCGCGAUGCAAGGAAACAUGCAUUUGGAACGACUAGGUUCCAAAGGCGAGUCGGCUAGCCUCAACCUUUUUGACCAACUGAAGGGCGCCUCUCGAACCAUGGAACAUUGUGCUCUUCUGGCAUUGUUUGAAAACAUUCUCAAGCCCCGCUGGAAACCCAUUUCGCCAACCUCAAGGCGAAACGCAUACUGGAAUCCGAUCGUGGCAGGUUCCUUUUGUGUGUACAGUGUCUACAUGGGGAUGGUAUCUGGAAACAUGUUUCUAAGGAUCGACGAUGUAAGGACUGUCCUGCACUGCUACAACGCCUUGCGAACCUGUGGUCUAGUCGAACCCAUUGCCUUUCUGGAUUGGAUAGACGGAAUCUUCGCGGAAACGCCUUCUGUCUGGUUUGCUGGCAAGAACACGGCUCGUGGCGACUUUGCCAAAAACUUCCUGAUCGGAACCGGGCUCUCUGUUCGCGACGUGAGUGUGCUUGUGGCCAUGGUGAAAUCAGAAAACGGCAUUCGAAUAGACAAGUAUCGCUUUGUCGACGACCGGAGGAAGGACCUCACAUUCACACGUUCCAUGGGGAUGGAUCUCUCGACGACCCAUUACAGUCAAGGAUGUCGGGUUCUUUUUCGGAAGGACUACGCAGGGUUUGACUACAACGAGGAUGGAAGCGACCCGGCAUCCAGGGAAGGGCGGUUCAGUCCGAGCGGUGCGGCUAUUGGCGACACCACAGAAUGCGAAACGGUCAUCGCAAAGGCUUGCCAUGCCUUUCGAUGUGAUAUAGACGCCUUUGGCGGGGGGUUCGUUGAUUUGACAGGAGCUGGGUGGGUGUUCAAAGACUUCCUCAAGGCUUUGAGCAGCAGUUUAGAAUGGGAAGACGGUAGCGACGUUUCGAAUUGGCUCCAUGUCUUCGGUGAGCUUGAUUUUCGUCCUUCUGACAGACUCGAUCAGUCACGACAGGUAGCGUCCAAGAUGACGGAUUACUUUGCAAAGGCCGAAAGAAAUGCAUUUGCUUUGUCGCAUGGGAUCUAGUUCGAAACGAAAUCAAGUGUGUUGUACACGAAAUCGGAAGAGCUGGGGGCUGGAAGGUGGCUGUACCUGUUUAUUCACUGCGGCAGAAACACAGUUCCCCUCCCUGCGCAACCGUACCGGUACGACUAUAUUCUGAGCGUGUCAGCACGAACAGCGAGAUCUCCAUCAACUCUUUCGCUUAUGGCCUCAAUACAUGAAUCCGCUAUAUCGAAUGCAGAUGUAUUACACACGAAGAAUUAGCAUUUACGAACUAGCGGUCGGCCUUUUUGACUCCUCU
Seminavis robusta is the source of this 3332-nucleotide messenger RNA. The record is from the annotation of a GenBank genome assembly. Lineage: Eukaryota; Bacillariophyta; Bacillariophyceae; Naviculales; Naviculaceae.